Molecule: messenger RNA, 939 nt
Organism: Octodon degus (degu)
Lineage: Eukaryota; Metazoa; Chordata; Mammalia; Rodentia; Octodontidae
Product: olfactory receptor 2L3-like
Exons: 1
Coding region: 1-939 (312 amino acids)
Biological process (GO): G protein-coupled receptor signaling pathway
Cellular component (GO): membrane
Molecular function (GO): olfactory receptor activity; G protein-coupled receptor activity
Source: RefSeq, a predicted model, not a curated record
AUGGAAAACUACACACAGCCCUCAACUGACUUCAUCCUCCUGGGCCUGUUCCCCCCAUCAAGGGCUGGCCUUCUCCUCUUCAGUCUCACCUUCCCCGUCUUCCUGAUGGCCCUGGCUGGCAACCUGUGUAUGGUCCUGCUCAUCCUCCUGGACGCCCACCUCCACACACCCAUGUACCUCCUGCUCAGCCAGCUCUCCCUCAUGGACCUCAUUUACGUCUGCACCACUGUGCCCAAGAUGGUGUCCGGGUUUCUAUCUGGGAACAAGUCCAUCUCCUUCAUUGGGUGUGGGUUCCAGAGCUUCUUCUUCCUUACUAUGGCAGGAUCAGAAGGGCUGAUCCUGAUGUCCAUGGCCUAUGACCGCUACGUGGCCAUCUGCUCUCCUCUGCACUACCCCAUCCGCAUGAGCAGGGGAGUGUGUGUGCUGAUGAUCCUGGGAUGCUGGGUGACAGGCGCUGUCAAUGCCUGUGCCCACACAGUAUACAUCCUCCGCAUCCCCUACUGCAGGUCCAGGGCCAUCGACCACUUCUUCUGUGACGUCCCGGCCAUGCUGACUCUGGCUUGCAGGACAGCCAGAGCCCAUGAGUACACAGUGUUUCUGAGCACCGUCUUCUUUCUCUUGUUCCCUUCCACAAUCAUUGUGUUCUCCUACGUGAAAGUUUUUCUCACCAUCUACCGCAUGCGCUCCCAGGAGGGCAGGAAAAAGGCCUAUGCCACCUGCAGCACCCACCUCACCGUGGUGACUUUCUACAUGGCACCGUUUGCCUACACUUACCUCCGUCCAAAGUCCCUCCGUUCUCCAGCAGAGGACAAGGUCCUGGCUGUCGUCUACACCAUCCUCACCCCGAUGCUCAACCCUGUGAUCUACAGCCUGAGGAACAAGGAGGUGCUGGGGGGCCUGCGGCGAGUGAGGCAGCGGAUCUGCUCCGACAGAGAGUAG